AUGAACUCAGGCAACCCAAAACCAAGAAACGAUUAUUUCACGACUUCACGCAACCCCAGACGAGACUACGACUACAACUACGACUACGAUUACGGCGCAUCGAAUAAUGGGUCAAUGAAUUCGCCUGCGGGAUAUGGCCGGGGGCGCGAGGGGCGCGGAGGAGGGUAUGGAGGAGGGACCUAUCUUGAAUCGCCCUCGCCCGGCGACUCGAUGGAACAGCUGUCUCCCCAGAUAUCCGUGCGGUCUCGGGGUCGCGAUAUAGACGAUGGUCCCUCAUGGGGGGGUCGUAAAGAUGAAGGCCGAUUUCGAGGAAGCGAAAGACAGAGACGGGAAGAGAAUGCGAGGCAGAGGAGUGCCAGUCGCAGCGGACGAAGCGGAGGUAGCGGCCGAGAAAUCAAAGGAGGGGAGGAGAUCGAUGGUGUUGUUCAAGCUAUCGAAGACGAAUGGGACUUUAUGGCGGACAGCGAGUGCAUACCCGUUCAAGUUGGCCUACAAUUGAUGGACACAAGCACUCUUGGACGCGCAGAUAGAGAGCCGGAGUUUUUACAAAUACAUCAGCGGAUCCAGCAUGCGUUGCGGUCUGUGGUCAAUGAGCAUCACCACGGGUUCAACAAUCUCCUCGGGACGUACCAUAACAUCCAGGGUAGUCUACAAAGCUCACAGCACCAAAUCAGAACUCUCAAGGCCGCCCUUUUGGAAGCUAAAGCCAGUUUGCUUACUAUGAAGCCGGAGUUGAAGGAACAGGCAAUGGCAUCGCAGUCCUACGAUGAAAUCCUACAGCUUUUCGAGCUGAUUGAACAUGCUCAAUCCCUCCCAGAGAAGCUAGAAGCCCGGAUGUCGGAUAAGAAAUUUAUUGCAGCAGUUGAUAUCCUCAAAGAAGGGACUGCGCUCCUUCAACGUCCCGAGCUUGCGGGUAUAGGUUCCCUAGGAGACCUUCGGACCUACUUCAGCAACCAAGAAACUUCUUUGACUGAUAUCCUUGUCGAGGAACUGCAUGACCACUUGUAUCUGAAGUCCCCAUACUGCUGUGACCGGUGGAAGCCCUCGUCCGACAGAGAUGGUGCUUCAGCUAGUGCCAGUGGAACUUCUUGGGAGAAGCCCUUUUAUCAAUAUCUGUCAUCUUUGGAUGCAACUACACACUUUGUGGAAGAUAUAUCUCGCAACCCAGAGACAGAUACGUUUUAUUACAUCCAUCUUUUAUUGGAAGCUCUUCAUAAAAUGGGGAACCUGGACGUUGUUGUUGAUAGGAUAGAGCAACGUCUUCCUGUCGAGCUGUACAGUGUUGUCGAUAAAACGGGCGCUGAGGUAAAUAACAGCCAUCCUAAUUUUCAAAAGGAUACUCGAAAGGCUGGGCCAGGAGCAGUCCCCGAUUCCGCGUCAGAGCGAAGGCAUCUGUUGUCAGAAUUUCUGUGGAAUUUAUAUGCCAAGUUUGAGACAAUUGCGGAAGGUCAUCGCCUCCUUUAUGAAGUUAUCAGUGGCAUUGUCAAACGAGACAAGCUUGCGAAUGAGGUUCACUUGACCAGCAGCUUCCAAGAGCUAUGGAAACUGUAUCAAAGCGAGGUAUGUACGCCAUACAUCAAAUCGGCAGUGAUAAUACUAAUGUCUACACAGAUGCGAUCUCUACUUCAUGACUAUCUUUCCACAGACGGAGCUGAGUCUUUUAGAGCCACUACCAGAGCAACGGAUAACGGCUACGCCCAUUCUUCUGUCAAGCGCGAUAAAACAAAGAAACUCUUCAAAAUGUCCGAGGUCGACCAGGCCGCUUCUGAUUUGAAAGCAGAGCAAGAUGAGCUGGCCGAGAUCCUGAGAGCCUCGGUUCCUGGACUUGUGCCUAAAUCACGCCAGAUGUUUUCGACCAGCGAUAACAAUAGCUCUAACCAACAAAAUUCAGGGACCGGCCAUAAGCUACUCAUUGAACCAAGUGUCUUUAAUAUCAGCUUGCUCCUACCUCCUGCCCUUUCGUUUAUCCACCGGCUCAAGGAGAUAGUACCCCCCAGCUCUGACAUCGCGGUUGGCGCACUUACAUCUUUCCUCGAUGAGUUCUUGAUAAAUGUUUUCCAACCUCAGCUUGAUGAAGCUGUCAGCGAGCUCUGUGCCAUCAACUUCAUUUCUGUGGAUGCUUACACUGAGGAUCCUCAAUGGGCCUUGCACUCUCCUCGGCCAAUUUUCAGAGGAACCAUAAACUUCAUGAAUUUAAUAAAAACGUUUAGCCGGAUGUUGGAUAGUAUACCCCACGAUCAAGCUUUCACGCAAUUGAUAAUUGAUCAAAUCAUUACUUACUACGAAAAGUGCUGCGGCUGGUAUAAGGGUAAGUGUGUCAACUCUCCCAUUGUAUCUGCGAUAGGUUCUAAUGAAGCCCGUACAGCCCUUAUGACUCGGAUAUCACCUAACCAUCCUGGUGGUGUAGCCCUAAAGACUUCAGCGGCAUUUGCAGAGUCCCAGGAUAUCCGCGAAGUUGGACGAAAGCUAUGGGAAUGCUCUGCUAGUGAGAAACAGUCAUUAAUCAACAGGGAAAUAGAGCUUCUUCUCUCUGCAACCAAUGAAACCUCACUGAAAGGUUAUGACAUGGUAGCUGACCCAAAGAUAGUUGGAUCAUUGUCACUGCUCUAUAAUAGCAUGGUAAACUCUUCCCUUGGCUUUGCAGGCUGUGAUAUCAUCUGA
This is a messenger RNA of Trichophyton verrucosum HKI 0517, 2661 nucleotides long. RefSeq lists its product as uncharacterized. Gene Ontology annotation, biological process: Golgi to plasma membrane transport; exocytosis. Bases 1 to 2661 code for a protein of 886 amino acids. Gene Ontology annotation, cellular component: exocyst. NCBI's taxonomy places the organism in Eukaryota, Fungi, Ascomycota, Eurotiomycetes, Onygenales, Arthrodermataceae. The record is from RefSeq and is a predicted model, not a curated record. The transcript has 6 exons.